AUGUAAUCAAUUUUAGUUACAGGAGGUUUGGGAUAUAUCGGAUCAAUCACGAUAACUGAAUUGUAUAAAGCUAUUGGAAAAUACUACAAAGUAUAUAUAAUGCUUAGUUUUAGAUAAUAAUUUUGGAUAAUUUGAGUAAUAGCAAUAUCUAAGUUUUGGAUACUAUUACUAGUAUAAUAGGCGAAAAGCUAGAUUUGUACAUUGUAGACAUUCAGAAUUAAACUGAAUUGAAAGAAGUCUUUAAGAAAUACAAAGAGACGAAUCCAAUAAAUUAUAUUAUUCACUUUGCAGCAUUAAAGGCUGUCGGGGAAUCUGUUGAAAACCCCAUAAAAUAUUAUUAAAAUAACGUUGUCGGCACUUUGAAUCUAUUAAAUUGCGCUGAAGAAUAUAAAUGCUAGAAUUUUUUAUUCAGUUCUUCAGCAACAGUUUAUGCUCCUGGUGAAUUCGUAGAUGAGGAGGCUCCAUUUAAACCUUCAAAUCCGUAUGGUGAAACAAAAGUAGUAAUUGAAUAUUUGAUCAGAUCCUUAUCAAAGAAAGGAGGUAGGUAUCUUUGUUUAAGAUAUUUUAAUCCAGUUGGAGCAACCAAGGAUGGUAAGCUUGGAGAGAUGCCCAACAAACCCAACAAUUUAUUCCCAUAUAUAGAAUAAGUAGCUAUAGGUAAUCUUCAAUAAUUAUAUGUCUUUGGAAAUGAUUAUAAUACUCAUGAUGGUACAGGCAUAAGAGAUUAUAUUCAUAUCUUAGAUUUAGCAGAGGCUCAUGUAGUUGCAUUACAGGAGUUGAUAAAAAGAGAUGAAAAGAAGGAAAACUACUAUGAUUAUUUUAAUAUAGGAACAGGAAAAGGAUUUAGUGUGUUAGAUAUUGUUAAUGAAUAUUCAAAACUAGUGCCUAUCAAAUAUCAGAUUACAGAUAAGAGAGCUGGAGAUGUUGCCAUACUGGUUGCAAAUCCAAAUAAAACAAAAGAAAAAUUAGGAUGGGUAGCUAAGAGAGGAUUAACAGAAAUGUGCCAAGAUUCAUAUAACUUCAUAAAAUCAAAAUAAUGAUGUAUUAAUU
Messenger RNA from Paramecium octaurelia, 1050 nucleotides. NCBI's taxonomy places the organism in Eukaryota, Ciliophora, Oligohymenophorea, Peniculida, Parameciidae. The record is from the annotation of a GenBank genome assembly.